AUAAUAUUUUUAAACUAAUAUACAGUAAUUUUGAUCAUAACUGUGUGUAUGAUUCAAGAUUAUAAAAAUUUUGUUGUAAUCUUUACUACGAUAUUUUUCUUCGUGUAGGAAAAAGGUAAAAUAUUUUCUUUAAAAUAUAACACAAGAAACAUAAAAACAUAAAAAGUACUUGUAUUCUAAAAAGAACAUUUUGCGAUUUUCCUUCCACUAUUUUUUUUACAAUACAUAAAUAAAACGCAUAGUCGACAUGACUUUUGGGCCAACUUGCUGCGCACGGACUCCUCUGCUUCUCAAUCAUAAAUAUCAUUCUAAAGAAACACAAUUACGUGUUUAUAAGGUGGACCAGGCGAUAACGAAUGCCAUUUUACGGAGCGGAGUCCAAAUACUAUCCGGAUGGUACAUGAUCGAUUGGACUCUGACGCAAGAUGCAGAUGAACAGAUUGCGAUCAAAAGUGUCACGAUUGAAAAAGAUGGCGAGAUGAGAACGAUAGUCUGCGACGUUCUUCUGAACUUUCACGAGAAGACGAUCAACUUAGACGCGUUUUUAGCAUUCUGCCGUGCCGGUCUCAUUUUCAACGACUCGCUGAUUAUAGACCCGGAGUGUCGUACGAACGAUCCGUUUAUUUUCGCCGCUGGUACCGUGACGAAAUACUCCAAAAAGUUCCGCGCCGAGUCCUCGCAACACAUUUAUUUCAGUAGCGCGGAGGUCGGCGAGAGACUCGCCGAGAUAUUACGAAGAGUGGUCGACGUUCAACGGAACGACAAGGAAACUUCUGAGCUGUGGCAGAAAGGAAAAACAAGCUUGACACAUCCGGUGUUUCGUGCACCCGUCGUAAUCGCCUGCAUUCUGCCAGGGAAUUAUUAUUAUUUGCACGUGCGCAAACCCGGAAAAGAAAUUUCGUGCGAGACUGCGAUCAAUCAGAAGUCCUCCGGCGAAGUGUUCGUAACAGGCUCUUGCACAUCCAAAGCUGGAUACUUUCGUAUUCGAUUGAAUCUUUCCAACUCCGUAGAUACCGUAACGUGCGUCAGUAAAAAGACAUUUGAAGUGCAAGAUAUGAUCGCUUUGUAUGGCAAGCACGAGAGUAUGCUGAACGAACUGAAAUUUCGCUUUAAAAAGUUACCUAUUUCGGAUUUCUACUCCUACUUCCAUGAACCCUGGGCCGCGGCUAUUUUCCAUGACAGAUUUGAGCGUAUGCGCGCCGAAAACCGUGGCAUCUUGCUGUCGCAAAUGUGUACUCAUAGUUUGGUCGAUGAUUGCAUGUGCGCUUUAAUCAUGUCUGAAUGGCAAGAGGCUCGAACUCUGCGUAGAUAUCGGAGCAGCAUCGACGAUAUAUCGAGUCAAGAUACGCUGGUUCGGUUUAUCAUGGAGAGCUUGAGGACAAUCUUAUGAAGUUUCUGGAAUUUUACGAAACUGAGCUGCCGAUGUAUUGUACUCCGUUUAAGCAGCGACAAAUGUAUAUGGACAUCGAAGAGAGUCCGUUAUAUUUUGAACAAUAAAACAUUCUUAUGAGGUGCAUCAGAGGAACAUAUUUUCUACCAAACUUGAGAAUGAAAAUAAAUGAAAUCGUGUUUCCAAUUUGUAUAAAUUUCAUUUUUCAUUUCUUGUAAAAAACUUUCAUUUUUUGUAAAAAACAAAACAAACUUAUUUAAAAUAUGUAAAGGACAAAAAUUAAAAAGGUUAGGAAAAAUAAUAUAUAUAUAUAUGUGUAUAUAUUUUUAAUAAAAUAUAUAAAAUAUAAAAGGUAAUUAAAACAUAUCCGAUAUUAAUAAAUUGCGAGAAAAAGAUGACAUUUUGUCUACAUUGACAAUUUUUUAUUUUUUAGUCAUCUUUUAAACAUCCAUAUAAGGUUU
Odontomachus brunneus is the source of this 1851-nucleotide messenger RNA. RefSeq names its product cilia- and flagella-associated protein 61-like. The record is from RefSeq and is a predicted model, not a curated record. The coding region runs from base 248 to 1390 and encodes 380 amino acids. NCBI's taxonomy places the organism in Eukaryota, Metazoa, Arthropoda, Insecta, Hymenoptera, Formicidae. Gene Ontology annotation, molecular function: DNA binding. The transcript is spliced from 8 exons.